AACUUUAAUCAUCACGGAACGAGAAAAGAGACCGGCUUUUGAUAUUUUUACUUAUAAAUUGUUUUUUAAUUCUAUGAAUUCGAAACAUUUAAAAACUUUAUAUACUUCCGGUGCUCUUUUGGAUAAUCUUUAUUCUCGUGAUUAUCAAAAAAUCUUUUUAGAUCAUAAUAUUAAAUGGU
Molecule: messenger RNA, 179 nt
Organism: Racocetra fulgida
Lineage: Eukaryota; Fungi; Glomeromycota; Glomeromycetes; Diversisporales; Gigasporaceae
Source: the annotation of a GenBank genome assembly